This is a messenger RNA of Colletotrichum spaethianum, 2196 nucleotides long. RefSeq names its product transcription factor IWS1. Gene Ontology annotation, molecular function: RNA polymerase III type 3 promoter sequence-specific DNA binding; TBP-class protein binding; RNA polymerase III general transcription initiation factor activity. Gene Ontology annotation, biological process: transcription preinitiation complex assembly; DNA-templated transcription initiation; transcription by RNA polymerase III. The record is from RefSeq and is a predicted model, not a curated record. Gene Ontology annotation, cellular component: transcription factor TFIIIB complex; transcription preinitiation complex; nucleus. Lineage: Eukaryota; Fungi; Ascomycota; Sordariomycetes; Glomerellales; Glomerellaceae. The transcript has a single exon. Bases 1 to 2196 code for a protein of 731 amino acids.
AUGUCGUCCUUUCUCACACCCACGAAGAAGUCCCAGAAGCCGACGGUGGGAAAGUCGAAGCCGUUCCAACCCCCGAACCGUAUUCGAGCCAUUCGAGAACAAGCCGAACGCCAGCAGGCAAACGCAGCUGCCGCCGCCGCUAAUGCUGUCGCCCAGGCACAACUGAACCGCUCCAGAGCCCCGACGGUCGCCGUGUCGAACCGCCCGCAAUGCCCAAACAAAACCUGUGUCAAGCCCAACGUCGUCGACGGCGUUUGCCAGACCUGUGGUCGAGUUGCCGACGACAGCAACAUCGUCGCCGAAGUACAGUUUGGUGAAACCUCUUCGGGUGCCGCCAUGGUCCAGGGAAGCUACAUUGCCGCCGACCAGGCCGGAGUGCGGACAAUGGGCCCUGCGUUCCGCCGCGUUGGUGGCUCCGACGAUCGAGAAAAGUCCAUCCGCGAGGCUCGCUCCUUGAUGCAGGGUUACGCCCAGCGACUGAACCUCAGCGACAACACUGUCAAUACCGCCGUCCAGGUAUUCAAACUUGCAUCUCAGGCCAACUUUGUCCAAGGUCGCACGCUUGUGAUGGUUGCCGCCGUCUGCCUUUACACUGCUUGCCGUACCGAGCGCCCUUGCAAGAUCAUGCUCAUCGAUCUUGCCGACCUCACGCAGAUCAAUGUCUUCAAGCUCGGCCGAGCCUUCAAAGCCCUGAACAGAGUUGUGUACAUUUUUGGCAACGGAGAGGCCCCAGUGUUCCCUGAAGACAUCCUGUUCAGGCUCGCCUCCAAGCUCGAGUUCAAGCACAUGACCAACAGGGUCGCUGAAGAUGCUGUCCGCCUCGUCCAUCGCAUGAAGCAGGACUGGAUCGUCAUGGGCCGUCGCCCUUCCGGUAUUUGCGGUGCUUGUUUACUCAUAGCCGCUAGAAUGCACAAUUUCCGGCGCACGACCAGAGAAGUCGUGUACGUCGUUAAAGUCACGACACAUACUAUACAAGAGCGUCUUCAGGAGUUCAAUGUUACUGAGGCUAGUAAGAUGACGGUGGAGGAUUUUCUGUCACAGGAUUUCAGCUCCAGUUCGCAUGACCCACCUUCAUUCUACAAAGGCACAGAGGCUUGGCAGAAGCAGCAGGAGGAGCUGGGUAAGAAGCGGAAGCGCAAGCUUACAGAUGAGGGCGACAACACCAGAGCCACACCAGCACCUUCGCUCCCACCCCCCGAUUUGUCUGCGGCUCCCGCCGUCGAGUACCGCCGAGACAAGGACGGCUUCAUCAUCCCUCCACUCCCCUCUCAGAUCGCUCAGGACGAGCCGGCCCUCCGAGACACGAACAGCACCCAGCAUCUUGAGGGCUUGGCGGAAGAGUUUGGCGAUGCAGAGAAGCAGAGUGAAGAGUCGUCACAGCAAGAUGGCAACAGCAAGAACGGACGCCAGCCGAAGCCUUCCCUGCCCAUCGACAAUGAGUGGGAGGAGGACGAGGCCCAGAUGGAGGAACAGAUCUCGGAGAUCAUGAACGACCCCGAAACGUACGAGCAUGCCAAGGCUUUCAGUAAUGCUGAGCAGCGUGCCCGCAUCCACUCCAUCUGGGCACUCCAGCAGCAGCCCAACAAGGCCGUAUCGAUGGCACCGGAAGUUGGCGAAGACGAGUUUGCCGAUGACCCGGAGGUGUUGAACUGCAUGUUGACCCCCGAGGAGAUCAAAAUCAAGGAACUGCUAUGGGUCAACGAGAACAAGGACUGGUUGCGUCAGUCGCAGGAGCGCCUAUUCAGAAAAAAGCUUGAAGAGAAGAAACCCAAAAAGGACCGCAAGCGGAAGAAGCGCCCACGUAUCGGCGAGGGUCAGACGACUCCUGCUAGCACGCCCGGUGAGGCGGCAGUCAAUGUCAUGAAGGAGCGAGGCUUCUCGAAGCGCAUCAACUACGAUGCCAUCCGGCAGAUGUUUGACGUGCAAGACAAAGGAGACCCGGGAUCCCGGCCGGAGAGUGAAGCCGCCAGCCGUCCGACCAGCAAGGCGCCUAGCGUGGUUGACGAGGCCAUCCAUGAAGAGGAAGAGAUUGAACCUCUUGAGGGUGAAGAGUACGAGCAUCAGGAUGAUGAGUUUGGCGGCGGAGACGACUACGACAUGGGCGACGAGUCUCACAUGUACGAUGAGGACGAUCAGGGGAUGGAAGACGAGGACGACGAUGACGACGACUUUGGACUGAAUGAUGACGACGAGUGA